AUGGUUGACAAUUUAAUUGAAAAAUUUAAUGUUAGAGAAUUAUCACAAAAAUGCGUCGGAGGACAAGAACUUCAACAGCAGAGAAAAGCAAUUCAAGCCAUUUCCGAAUCCACAAGUGUUUUACUUAAAAAAAAUGUUUACAAAAAUUACAUACAAUUUAUUGAAACGGCAAAAGAAAUCACUCAGUUGGAAAGUGAAAUGUAUCAAUUAUCACAUUUAUUGUUUGAACAAAAAUCAUUAUUAGAAACUUUAAUUGAUUCAACUAAUUUUAACGAAUCCUUAGGAGAAGAAGAUGCAAAGAGAAAACAAAAAGAGGAGGAAGAUAGAGUUAGAGUUCUUACAUCGAUAUUAGAAAAAGUCGAAGGAUGUACUGGACUUUUAGAAGUAAAAGACAGAGUGCUUUUAUAUGAGGGAGAUAUUUUGGAAUUGGAUCCAGUGGAAUAUAGUAUAAUUCAUAAAACUCAUGCUUAUUUAUUCUCAGAUUCUUUAAUGCUAACUUCUUGGAUUACAAAUAGGAGAGGACCAGCAAAGUAUAAAAUGUAUGUUGUGUAUAAUUUAAAUAGUAUGGCUGUUGUCAAUGUCAGAGAUCUGAAAACAAUAGAAAGAGCUUUUAAAAUUCUAGCUUAUCCCGAUACGAGACUAUUUCAAUGUUCUUCGAUUGAAUCAAAGAAAGAAUGGUUAGAUCAUUUAGAUCAGGCUAAAAAAGCAAUACUUGCAAGUGAAAAAAUUAAAAGAGAAUCAAGUCAAACUGGUCCUGCUCCCAACGAAGAACCAAUAAAUAUAGAUUCUCCUACAACUUUAUUCGAUGAAGAAUCAAUAUUUCCAAAUUUAAAUUUACCAGAUUGGUUUUUAGAAAGUCCAGAAGAAAUCGAUGUAUUCAUAGCAGAAAGACAUUUUGAAGAUGCUUUAGAACUUCUCAAUAAAUGCAAAGAAUAUUGUGAUGGUUUAGACGAACAACAAAAAGAUUCAGUUGUCAUAGAUAUAAAAAAUAAAAUUGAGAAUAGGAAAAAAAAUUUAAUCGAUGUUUUAAUGAAAGAAUUGGAAGUUUCACCGGAUAAAAGUUUACAAGGUGGUUUGAGAGCGGCCAGACGUGCAGUCAGACUUCUCAUUGCAUUAAAUAAAACGAUACAAGCAUGCGAAUCCAUGUUAAAACUUUGCACGAGCAUAAUGAAGAAAGAAUUGAAAUGCGUUAAAAGAGAGGGUGCCACGAUUUUAUACAUCAGGCAAUUAGGUACGAUAUUUUAUCAGACGCUUUUAGACGUGGUCGAAGAAUUUCGUAAAAUAUUUCCGGAGUCUUCUGCUUGCUUAGCGUCACUCGUCAUUUGGUCGAAUUCCGAAUUAACUCAUUUCAUGUCUCACGUUAUUAAACAAAUAUUUGUACCGCAAUCGGGAUUAUCAAUUAUAUCGGAAUGCGUUUCUUGUUUGAGAGAAAAAAACAGUCAGCUUUGUAACUUUGGAUUAGAUCUUCAAUAUCAAAUGGAUGGAAUGUUUUUAAAACCUGUGACUUUAGCACUUCAAGAUUCUAGAGAUAAAUUAAUAGAAGCUAUUAAACAUAGGUCGGGAGAAGAAAAAUGGCAUUUAAUGAAUUUAUCAAAUAAAAAUAAUUUAAAUAAACUCAUAUCGGAAUUUAAUGAUUUGGGAUUGACUAGUGUGCAUGUUUACACGAGGGGAGAUUGUUGGCUCGAAUUAACAUCAAACACUGUUGCUUUUACAAAAUCAGUCAUGACUCUUUUCGAAGAUUGCAUGAAAUUAUAUUCUUCUCAUUUAUUUCAUGUUAUCGAAGACGUACUGUAUGAAAUAUUCAACAUUCAGUUUAAAGUUUUACAAAGUGCAAAAAAAUUACACAAAUCGUCAGAAUCUGAGGCUCAAAUAAUUAACAAAAACGUCAAAUUUUUAUUAGAUGAUGUUUUGAAGUUAAUAGAAAAAAAUUUUGAAAAUAAAACAAAAAUUUCGUCGGAAAGAAUAGGAGGUCUCACUACAGAAUAUAAUAAUUUAAAAUUAGGUAUUGAAAAACCCAAACCUGCACCUAGAUCCAUAACUAAAUACUCAUCAGAAGAAUUUAUUUAA
Pediculus humanus corporis (human body louse) is the source of this 2067-nucleotide messenger RNA. Its product is annotated as exocyst complex component, putative. The coding region runs from base 1 to 2067 and encodes 688 amino acids. The transcript has 10 exons. The record is from RefSeq and is a predicted model, not a curated record. Gene Ontology annotation, biological process: exocytosis; intracellular protein localization; Golgi to plasma membrane transport. Gene Ontology annotation, cellular component: exocyst. NCBI's taxonomy places the organism in Eukaryota, Metazoa, Arthropoda, Insecta, Psocodea, Pediculidae.